ACAAAUAUUAUUAAAUUAACCACGAUUAAAAAACAUAAAAUCAGUUUAAGUUUUAAAAUGUAAAUCUUGACUUAUAAAGACCAACAAGCUUCCUCAAGCCCAAACUGCAGAGCCACAUUUUCGGCCCAACAGAUAUUUGGGCCCAUAAGUGAAAAAAUGGGCUUAGGCCCAUUCCUCUCCUCCUCUUCCGCGUGUGUGUAUAUAAUCUUGGUAAGGUGGUGCGGCGCCGGUGGCCGGAGAUGGGCAACGCGAGCGGCAGGCUGGACGACAUCGCCGACGCCGAAAUGGAUGACGGCGGCGGAGGCGGCAACCGCGCCGGCGCUGGGGACUACUCCUCCUCGCUGCGCCCCAUGGACCGUGCUGGCCUCCCGCCGUACGGCGGCGCCGGGGGAAGCGGCGGACUGGUGCGGCCCCCGUCGUCGGCAGCGGGGUACUCCGGCGGCGGAGGGUCGUCGUCCCCGCCGGGGACCCCCCCGCGGCCGCACUCCCCGCGCAUGUUCGUGCCGCAGAGUCCUGUAACUCCAUUGCAUAGAGCUGUAGAUGGACCUCCUCCAGUAUUUAACCAGAUAUUAACGAGUGAACAAGAGGAGGAUCACGAUGGUCCCCCUGACAAGCUGAUUCCUACUCUGCUUGUGUGGACUCUUGGAGGGAAGAAUGUCUAUAUAGAAGGAUCAUGGGAUAACUGGAAAUCAAAGCAACUCGUCCAUAAAUGUGGAAAGGAUCACUGCGUCAUGUUAGGGCUUGCAUCUGGAGUUUACCGUUAUAGAUUCAUUGUUGAUGGAGAAAGAAGAUUUCAGCCUGAUCGUCCCCGUGAAGCUGACAUUAUGGGCACCAUUUCAAAUCUUAUUGAUGUUCAUGAUUAUGUCCCGGAUAGCGUGGACAGUGUGUCAGAGCUGAUGGCUCCUCCAUCGCCGGACUCCAGCUACGGUUUCCUGGCUCCUGACGACAAGGAGUUCACCAAGGAGCCUCCCGCUCUGCCGCCGCAGCUCCACCUGGGCGUGCUCAACUCGCGAGGAGGCUCCGGCGGGAAGGAGGGAGAGUGCGCCAUGCCCAAGCACAACGUCCUCGGCCAUGUCUUCAUCGGCAAGGGCACCCCACCCAUGGUCGCUGCCCUCGGCACCACCUUCAGGUUCCAGUCCAAGUUUGUCACCAAAGUCCUCUACAAGGCCAUCCAAAGAGAGGACAGAUAGCUUUAUUAGCUGGCAAUGCUAGAACAAAUUAGUCAUGCAUUCUGUUCAUUCAUUGUUUUGGAAUAGUAAUAAUAAUGGUAAUCUUGAGGGCGUGGACCGUGAUGAUUUCAUCAGUGUUAGGAACAAAAACAGACCCAUUGAUGUGCUUUUCAGUCACCAAUUUGUUUGCUGACGCCAUAUUAAGGAUCUACCAGAAGAAUAAAGAUGGUGAUCGAUACUCUUUCAUACA
This is a messenger RNA of Oryza sativa Japonica Group (Japanese rice), 1419 nucleotides long. Its product is annotated as SNF1-related protein kinase regulatory subunit beta-1. The record is from RefSeq and is a predicted model, not a curated record. Gene Ontology annotation, molecular function: protein binding. Lineage: Eukaryota; Viridiplantae; Streptophyta; Magnoliopsida; Poales; Poaceae.